ACAAAUAUAAAUACGUUUAAAUCAGAACAAGAACUAGAAAAAUACAACCACAAACUGUCACAUUGGGAUCUAAGUUGCCUGUCAUAGAAAACUCAGUGCCUUUUUGAGUCGACCAACUCAGUUGCCCAGAAACUCUCGCCUCCGGCAAUCUUAAUAUCGCCUGGCUAGCAGUUCCGGAAUUAGUUUUUCCCCAUAUUUUUAUUAAAGAUGACCCAGCCGCGUUUGGAUACUCCGCUCCGGCGUUCCGCGGUGGGCAGUUACCACGAGGGCGUGUUCCGAACGAUGACCCCACUGAAUGACGAUGAGGGGGAGCAGCAUCGCCAAAGUACCCAGGAGUCCAUUGAGGGAAACGAGACCAUCCGUAAUUGCCUGGAGAUCUACAAUGGCAACAGGCUAGGCAAGGACAUUGCCUGGAGCCUUGCGCUCAUCGAUUCGCUGGCCAAUCUGCUGGAACACCAUCACAAGCGGAUGAGCAACUUCAAGAUUGCGGGCUCCUCGCUGGAGGCCUUCUCCAAGGCUUACGCACUUCGUUUGGACUCCAUCUUCCUGAAUGCCAUGCGCAUUUCAGCUGGCUUAAGUGCCCGCAGCCUAACGGAUAGACAAAUAAACGCUGCCGGGGAUGACGAUGGCCCCCAGAGUGAACGGGCAGCUGGCGAGGGGCAAGAUGCAGGAGACCCAAAAGAAGUAGCUCCCAAUACAAAGAGGCAGAAGAGAAAUAUGUCCACCGUGACCAAGAGCAAGGACACUCUAAAUAGCCGUCUGGAUACGGCACCGUUGCAGGAUCCUGUCUUUGGCAAACUAAACUCUACAGUGGGCUCCAUUUACGCAUCAAACCUUCUGCUGCACAACAUCCUACCCAGUUUAGACUCGGAGUUGCGUCUGCGCACCACAUACAGAUUCUGGGACAGCGUAGAGUGCGCCGAGGAGAUCCAGGAUCACACUGCGCUCAAUGCAGACAUGCAACAUUGGCCAGCUGAAUCGCUCGUAAGCUGCGCCUGGAUGUACAAACUUCUGCCGCAUGCUAAAAGAUUAAAUCUGCGUCCGCUGCACACGGGCUACAUCAUCAGCAGUGCCCCAAAUCCCAAGGGGUCCGGCGACAAUGCCGACGAUAUGUGCGUAAAUGAGAUCUCCAUGGUCUUUGACAUCGACGCCGAGUGUGAACCCAUGCCGGACUUGGAUGGACCACCGCCGCUGGUCCUAGAGGCGGACUCCAGUGAGCUGGAAGAGCUUACUACUGAGGAGCAAAGUAUUUGUCGCCGACUGCACAUAAAGACAGAGUUCAUCAAUGAUUUGCGACCGCUAGAUGGCAACUCAAAACUGGAGUACUCAUACAGGCCAAUGGAGCAGAUUUCCCAGUUCUGGACCGGACCCUCGCACUGGAAGUUCAAGCGCGCCCAGCCGCGCAGCACAUUUUCCCAGACCAAUCCACGGCCCAAGAAGUCGACGCAUCUGACCGCUAAUCGUAGGAACAAGGCAGUAGCUUACGGAAAUGAGGCGGAAAACGCGUUUCAACCGCUGGAUGCCACAAUUAAGAAGCGUCGUGUGAACUUUCAGAAGAAGUGGGACUCCCGCAAACUGAUGCUGCCCAUGAAGUUCAACUUGGAUCCGGACUAUUUCUUCAAAUACGACUCGGCGCCCAGCAUAAAAUUGUCGCAGCGUGCGGGACAGCCUGAUUCUGAUGAGGGCGGAGAUCUUGGCAUCGACAUGGAAACUGACAUCCAUCACGAAGAAGACAACGACCGGGAGCCAUUCAAUAACGAGCAUUUCACCGAUGCCGUCCCUGCCAACGUGAGCGUUAUUGCGGCAAUUGCCGCCAAGCAAAGGGCCGAGGGCAUGAUGGAUGUGGAUGCGGGCGAGAUGGAUCUCAUCAUCUUCGAGGUGGGUGCAGAGUUUGAGGGUGCGACUUCGCAGGUCGCAAAGCGUGCAAAGGUGAUAGACAUGGAGAAUCUAAAAAGGUCCUGCAAUUCCCUGAUACAAAAACAACUGCUUACCGAUGUCUGCAAGGAUACCAUACUCUCGCAUCCAACGAAUAAGGACGAACGUUACGCAAAGGGUGUGGCAAGUUUCCAGCAUGUUUUCAAGGAGCUACCCAACCUGUUAACCACCAAAAUGUCUGAUUCGCUGUCCCCGUCGGUGGCCUUCAAUGCAAUUCUGCAUUUGGCCAACGACCAGAAACUGCGCCUUAUUCCACAAGAAAACUUAGAGGACUUUCAGAUCCGUCAGAUUUUGGAUUAAAUUAUUUUCUUAACUUUUAUCAGAAUUCCCAAAAAAUUCCUACUCCCCAGUCGAAUCGGAUUUUUAUAAUUUAACAAAAUAAAGUUCUGAUAUACUA
This is a messenger RNA of Drosophila gunungcola (fruit fly), 2332 nucleotides long. Its product is annotated as condensin complex subunit 2-like. Lineage: Eukaryota; Metazoa; Arthropoda; Insecta; Diptera; Drosophilidae. Gene Ontology annotation, cellular component: condensin complex. Gene Ontology annotation, biological process: mitotic chromosome condensation. Gene Ontology annotation, molecular function: chromatin binding. The transcript has a single exon. Bases 208 to 2235 code for a protein of 675 amino acids. The record is from RefSeq and is a predicted model, not a curated record.